This is a messenger RNA of Heterobilharzia americana, 1008 nucleotides long. NCBI's taxonomy places the organism in Eukaryota, Metazoa, Platyhelminthes, Trematoda, Strigeidida, Schistosomatidae. The record is from the annotation of a GenBank genome assembly.
AUGUGGUGGUUGAUGCAACAUUAUUUCGGUAUUGGCAGUCGAAUGCAUCAUGUACGUCUUCGUUGGGGGCAUUUACGAUUGGUUUCGGGUGUUGUUGAUCCUCUCACUGGAGAGUUAUGCGAUGCGGUUGAAUAUGUUGGUCCAUCAGCAUUCACAACUGCCAAGGCAUGUGCACUACUUGAAUCUAAUCCUUCUUCACAGGAAUCACCUUUUCGUCGUGUUUAUCCUUCUUCUGGAUGGGGUGAGGCUGAGAUUGCAGUCGCGGCUGCAUUAGCUUCUGAACUUGGUAUGAAUCGUCCACGCGUUCGCCCUUUGGAUACUGAUCCGUCUGUACCUCCAGUUCCCGCUCGUUCAGGUCCUGAUUUUGUAUCAUUGUAUAAAUCAUUCGCUAGACAUAGACAACAAGCUUCAUUACUUCCAGAUGCACCUUUUUAUGUUCAACCUUUACAGAAUUCAGCUUCUGCUCUCCAAUCGAAAGCUGCUAUUGCAUGGUUCAGUAUUGGUGCAUUAGGCAAAAAUCGAAUUGGUGCAUUAAUGCGUAAUAUCGUUGAUAAGGUUGUUCGACCAGAUAUGCCUCGUGUUGCAACAGCUGCAUUGUCAGCAGCGACUACUGCAUGUGUGAUAGCAGCGGAUAGAGCAGCACUGGCACUGACUGAUUGUCACACCUCGAAUACUUCAGAUCUUAGUAAUCGUCAACAAUCAUUAGUUGAUAGAUUAUCAUGUCUAUUGGGUACCAAUAUGUCGAAUACAAUGAAUAUGAAAACUGAUAUAUUGUCCAAUGAAUCACCUUCUAACAAAAACAAUCAUAGUAUGAAUAUUAAUUUAAGUAAUGAUGACAGUAGUGGAACGAUAAAUAAGACUAAUACAGUGUUGCUUUCACGCUUAGAAAAUCCUGAGACAAAUGUACUUCUUUUGUCAUCAUCAUCAACAGGUCAAUUGCCAUCAAUGAUGACAACACAUUCAGAUAUUCGUAAUGCAAGUCAUUUAGUUUUAAAAUGCCAAAACUAG